AACCUUAACAUCAUCAACAAAAACCCCCAAUCUCAAUCUCAAUCUCAAUCUCAAUCAUUCACUUCCAUAAUCAUUUUCUCACUCCAUCACAACACAACAAUCUCGUUUCUUUCUCACUGUCUAAACCCCAAACCAAAAACAAAACCAAAACUCAAGAAUCAUUCAAAAUUCCAGACCAUAACAAUAACAACCAUUCUCAUUGUUCUUCAUAUUCUGAUUUUUCAAGACUCAUACACUACUCAUUGAAAACACAUCUAAAAAAUUCAAUGUUCUCAACCCCAUUUAUUCUCACUUUCUCUCUCCUCCUCUCUCUCCCAAUCAUUUUCUUUCUCGCUCCUCGCAUCCUCCCACCACACCCUAACCCUAUCCCAAUCUCACCUUCCGAUGAACUCGAUGACAUCAACCUUUUCAACACCGCAAUCUCUCAUUCCUCAUCAUCAUCACCCCCUAAUUCCAUUUCACACCCCUCCAAAUUCUUUCACCUCUCUUCCAAAAACCCUAACCUCAAAAUCGCUUUUCUUUUCCUAACUAACACAGAUCUCCAUUUUACCCCUCUCUGGAAUCUCUUCUUCCAAACAACACCUAAAAAACUCUUCAACAUUUACGUUCAUUCAGACCCACGCGCCAACAUAACGCGCGUUAACAACCCUCUGUUUAAAUUCAUUUCCUCCAAAAACACCUAUCGUGCUUCCCCAACUCUCAUCUCCGCCACGCGCCGUUUACUCGCUACCGCCAUCCUCGACGAUCCUUCCAAUGCUUAUUUCAUCGUUCUUUCGCAAUACUGUAUACCUCUUCACUCUUUUAAUUACAUUUACCGAUCACUUUUUCUUUCUCCGACGUUCGAUUUAACCGACACCGAAUCCACGAAAUUCGGUGUUCGGUUAAAAUAUAAAUCGUUUGUUGAAAUUAUUUCCAAUGGUCCCAAACUAUGGAAACGUUAUAUCGCUAGAGGACGUUAUGCGAUGAUGCCGGAAGUUCCGUUUGAGAAAUUUCGAGUUGGAUCGCAGUUUUUUACCCUAACAAGAAAACAUGCUUUGGUUGUUGUUAAAGAUAGAACGUUAUGGAGGAAAUUCAAGGUUCCUUGUUAUUAUGAUGAUGAGUGUUACCCCGAGGAACAUUAUUUUUCGACGUUGUUGUCAAUGAAUGAUCCUGAUGGUGUUACUAGCUAUACUCUUACCAAUGUUAAUUGGACUGGAACUGUUAAUGGUCAUCCUCAUACUUAUCGACCGGAGGAAGUUUCGUCCGAGUUGAUUCUUCGGUUGAGGAAAUCCAAUCAUUCCGAGUCUUAUUUGUUUGCCAGGAAAUUUGUUCCUGAUUGUUUGGAACCUUUGAUGAACUUAGCUAAAUCAGUCAUUUUCAAGGACUGAAUAAUUUGGGGGAAUUUCAAGAUCUUGAAAUGAUGGAAAUGGUUGGCGAAGAUAUUUGUGGCGCGAUGAUAUUUGCUUGAUGUUGCUGUGCAUAUAGCUUGACGGGGUAUAUAGUUUGAAGAAGCAGUGUAAGGCUCACAACCUAUAUAUACUUAAUUGGAACUCUCUGAUGGAGAAACUGGAUAAUUCGUCAAUGAUGAAUCAGAAAUCAUAAUAAGAGAGAUAGUUUUGAUAAUAUACCUGCUUGAGCUAAAAAGAGAGGCAGGUGCUCUUCUAGUCAAGUGUAUCUAUUCAGUUGGUUAAGUAAUCUCAAUAGAAGAUUGUUUAGGUAGUUUUGUCUUGUGUUGAAUUUUUGUACAUAUGAAGUGUGUAAACAUAUUUUGUAAGAAUCUCCAAAAGAGUACUUGUGUUGGGUAAAAAAACAUGAGGUGUUGCCUGAACAUGAGGCAAAAGUGAUGAUAUAGAAAAACUGCCCAAAUCUGGCCAUUUGCUUGUGUAUUCUGCAAUUGAUUCUUUCUCCAACUGUGAUAUAUUUUUCCUUUACUGGUUCCUAAUUCUAUUGGCCCCCCUUCUCUUUCUCCUUUUGAUUUUGUUCUUUUUGGGUCUUUCUCAUGUGAUCUCUUUGUUUAGUGGGAAUUGGAAAGUACUAUCUGAUAGUGGCUUUAAUUUCAUUUUGAAUGUUCAGUAGUAUCAGAUUCCUUUCCUUUGUAGCAAAGCAAUAUAUGUAUUAUUCAUAGUAGCAGCAUACUUAUUUUGAGUACAUACUGGUGAAUUGUAAUUAGCUGUGUCAACUGGGCUGUGUUCAUACUUCAUUGUAUAUUUUGGAAUGAGUUUGAAUCUAUA
Trifolium pratense (red clover) is the source of this 2210-nucleotide messenger RNA. Its product is annotated as glycosyltransferase BC10-like. The transcript has 2 exons. NCBI's taxonomy places the organism in Eukaryota, Viridiplantae, Streptophyta, Magnoliopsida, Fabales, Fabaceae. Bases 267 to 1367 code for a protein of 366 amino acids. Gene Ontology annotation, cellular component: membrane. The record is from RefSeq and is a predicted model, not a curated record. Gene Ontology annotation, molecular function: glycosyltransferase activity.